AUGGCUCAAAUAAGAAGAAAGACAGUAGACCAAAGGCAAACUAAAGCGCAAGCUCACUUUCAAGCCAUGUUCAAUCGGGUGAAAGCUAUGAAACAAGUAUGCGGGAGUUUAAAACUAGAAUUGGCAGCUCGUAUAUGGCUAUUAAAAAUCAAGUAUCCGAAAAUCUUAUUAUUCUUGAAAUGUCUUUUUUGGGGUCUUAUUAUGGUUCGAGCUGGAUUGAUCAUUUAUGAUAAUAUCUCUGCUCUAUUUGCAUCAUUGCCUACUUGUCAUUGUCCUAUGAUGGGGAUGGUCUCUAGCUCAGGAUCAGAGGCUGGACCCUUGGCCCCUCCUUCUUCUCCCCUUGAUUUGACUUUGAAUGAUCCUGCUGAACCCAACCCAAGAGCGGAUCCAUUCUUUCCAUUCACACGAGAACCGCGAGCGGACGAUCCUAUCGAUGUGUUUCGGUCAAGGCCAGACAAUAUGGACAGAGAAUUUGAGCUCUUUGCUCGGAUUCGGCUUUUAGAAGACAGAUUUCUCGAGGGGUUGCCGCCCCAAUUACAAUCAGGGGAGUACGAAAUGUUAAUCCGUCAGUUCCUCGAUAGCACGAUAGAUAUUUCUAACUAUUCUGUGACUAUGGCACGAGAAUUCCUUGAUCUGACUAUCUUAGAAAAGAAAGCAGAUCUCUUAGAUGGGAUCUUCAAUUUGUUGAUGGGGGAGCCUACCGAACGGCUAAGGCAAAUCUUAUUGGAAUCGCCCUUUCCAGAACGGGCCAUAAGGACGGAAGCACUUGACUUCAUCGUGGAUUCCAUAGAGAAAGUAGGAUCUCUGAAUCAAUACAAUCUAAGUGAUCCGGGAUCUUCUUUCGAAAGAAGGGUGGUUACCACUAUUCUUCAAUACUGGAUUCAAGAUAUUCAACAACACGGACAUCUAUCCCCGUUCUAUCUUCAGUUUCUGGACCACUUUAUGGGGUUCUAG
Messenger RNA from Salvia miltiorrhiza (redroot sage), 954 nucleotides. The record is from the annotation of a RefSeq genome assembly. NCBI's taxonomy places the organism in Eukaryota, Viridiplantae, Streptophyta, Magnoliopsida, Lamiales, Lamiaceae.